CGGGAAUCUGCUCGCGGAGAUCACGAACAACGUGAUCACGGGGGAGGACCGCUAUUCGUACACGGCUACCGACCGCCUGUUCGACGACGGGCAAACGAUUGUCGCGUUUCUGAGCCGGAUCGGAGUGCGCAGUCGCUCGACGCAGACGGUGCUGCCCCAGAACUUCACCCAGCUGGCGCAACGGGACGUCGAGUACCGCACGUCCUUCGGACUGCGCGUGGACAUUGGGGACAGCCCGGACUGGCAGAACCAUUUGGUCCUCCUGGAUACGGGCGGCGGCGCCAUGAGCUACUUCCUGGCGACGCAAAAGCAGCUGCAAGAUUCUGGGUUCCGGAACCGCAACACGGGCCGCGGCCGGACGCACAACAGCACGACGAAGAAGGACAUUCACAUUGUAUGACAAUGCACAACCCCCCCUCGUCCCCCUCAUUUGUAUUUCUAUUUUUGCAUGAGCAGCAUAAAUACAGACACCCUCACGACCUGUGGAGCCAAUGCUUGCAUGAUAAAUUUUUGUUGUUAGUAGUGUAGUACUCUUUAGGCCGCUUCCGGAGUUUGUCCUGCGAACAGUGCCGAAGGGAAGCACUUUGACUUUGGUUUGGGGUUUUGCAUGACAAAUGAGGUCGUGGUGGAGGGGGAGUUGUGGACUUUCAUACAUUGUGACCAAGUUUCAGAAGGACCGGGACUACGUCGAGUGCCGCUACGUCGGGGGCUGCCACAAGGGGCGAUUGGUGGGGGACCGUUGGAAGAUUGCCGGAAGCAACGCGCAAUUGCAGUUGAAAGACAACAAUUUCGUCCCAUCGGACCAAAAAACCCUGCCGCUCGUCUACGUGCAGGAGCCCGGCAGGCGGGACAAUCCGGACGGCGGCAACUUUGGGCUCGGUUUCCGCACGGAAACGUGGAAAAGCAACAUGUUCACGAGCGAGAUCAGCACCAUUCUGGACCAGUUUCGCCUCCACAGCGUCUACAGAGGGGCAGCUGCGGGUCUUGCAAACGACCCCUUUCGCCCGAUGGUGUACAGCUUCCAGCUGGCCCGGCCGACGGGGGAGAAGACCACCGAGUGGCAUGUGUACCCGCAGCUGGUUAUCAACAGCCUGCCUCCGGACAGCGGCGACCGGCUCCGCGCGUUCGACCUGGCUCAGCAAAAUUUCGCCGUCCGGGCGGGCGACGUGCUACUGCAAAAGCUGGAGUCCGAGUGGGGCCAGGAGGGUGCGUAUCCGAGGGAGAUCUUCAAUAAGAUCAAAUCCGCACGUAUUGACAAGGAUGAGCACACCUUGAAUUACCUGCGGUCGAAGGUGCUGCGGAAAAUCUACAACGGCGACUUUGGAACGCCGCAAAAACGGGAGCAGACCACCACCAGCCCGUUCUACAAACAGAUUGUCAAGCCAGCGACGGAUUUUCGCCCGACCUUCUGGCAGCUCCACAUCACGCGGGUGCGGAUCGGAAAGACAGUCGUGGAGGCGGAAAAGGACAUGUUCAAGUACAAGUUCAACGACGCGCGGGCCCGCAUGCCCGAGCCGGACCCGAACAAACGGCUCGACGCAACCUUCAAGCCGACCACCGACUGGGAGUACGGGUGGGACGCGUUCGACCAAAAUUUGGCCGACCGGAGCGCGAGCGUGUUUGACCAGACCGAUUUGAAGCGGAAAGUCCACCCCAUCAACGGCCCGCUGCACACCACGAAGAUACGCAUGGUAGCGGUGGAUGGGACGUUGGCGGACAACUUUGACAAGGACCAAGACGAACAUGUCCACCCGGACAAGCGGUACCUCGCCGUGGUGGACUCCGGGUGGUCCAUGCUGUCCCUCGCGAAGCCGCUGUACCGGAUCUUUCACCGGAAGCUGGAGCUGGUCAACUUUGUGUGCGAAGACGGGCCGGAGCUGGGCUUCGAGUUCGAGACCGGCACGGAGCGGCACUGGUACUUUUUGACGCCGAAGGACUACUGCUUCUGCCAAGGGGUGUAUCUCGGCAACAAAAAAGUGAACAGUUGCGUGGACGACGGCGGCAUGGAUGGCCGCGACGGCACGGCGGUGAUGCUGGGCAUGCCCUUCCACCGGGCUUUCUACGUAGGCUACGACUACAACAACCGCAAGCUCUGGCUGCCGAAAAUGUAAACAAAUGUGUCUAAGUUGUAAUACUACGUAGAAGAUGAACAACAACUUGCUUUUCUGCGUCUACUGCCACGAUUUUUUUGUGCUGUGGUACCGCAAGAACAUAGAUUGUGUUACCAUGUAGGAUUAUUUCAAAUUUUGAAGAAGCGCAUCACCUUGUCGUGGCCUUGCUAUCAGCACAUGCGCGACACUGCAGUUGAGCAAGCUAUCAACAGAAAUCCUUACGCUAAAACGGAAACGAAAAGUGAUCGGCCAGUGCUGGUCAAGCAAGAAACAAAAAAGUACUUAUCACUAGGCCAAGCACACUUUUACGACAAAAAUCAUGACUAUGACCACCGACGCUGCUGCUUUCUUUCAAUUUGGCCACUUUUUUCGCUUUUGAUUGGUCCAAAAACUUUGCUUUACGUGUAUGAUGUAAGUACUAUGAGUUGAAACAAACUACGCACGCACGCGUGCUGUCGCUACACACAAUUAUCCUUUUUCUGUACAAACAGUGAGAAAACUGUUUAUCUCUCACUUUGAAUAUCGUCACUCUCAGAAAAACGCAGCAAAGCAAAAGCUUGUUAAGUAGCAAGCUAAGUUGUACGUAUGCUUCCCAAAUCUGUUUGACAGCGACACUGUGAAUUGAACGAACUCAGAGCAUUUUGAAAGAGGAGUAGACCGAACACUUUGAAAAUUAACUGGAAGUCCUAUAUGUAUUCUUUGGGCCUUCGCCUUUGGCUGCACAGAAGUACUAGAUGUUGUGGACAAUAGUCAUUAUAUACAGAAUUGGUCAUAGCGCAAAUAAUUCCAGUCGGCACAAGGACGCUAUACCAUAGGAUAGCGCCGUCCUAUGUAUAGGUAUUUCGCAUCUGCACAGGCCAGCUCUAAGUAAUCGGAUCCGAUACAAUCAGCAUCGCAUGAUGGCACCACUGGCGGCACGUGCAGCCUUGAUGCUAAACAUAGGGGACGCAGGAGCAAAGCACUCUCCUGCUAUAUUUUGGUUGGAACAGUUGAAGCUACAAAUAGUCAACUUUUUUUAUUCUCGCACGUAUACUACAGAAGAAAGGUAAAGGAUAAGGAAGGACCACAGGUGUCGAGUGAUGCUCGAGCCACAGUGGAGCUAGUCCUUACGCAUUUCAUUUUGCAUAGCGAUAGUUUACCACGAGAAAAAAAAAUAAAGGAAGACGAAGUCGAAGUUGUCUCUACUCAUAGUUAUAGAUUUAUCAUAUGUGAUCAUGGUCCUGUUUUGUUUUCUUAAAAGUGCUUUUGAGUUAGUUCAUGUAGCUAGUUACGUUUUCGCGUUCGCCUUUAUUUGAUGUGUAUGACUGCUUGAGCGAUCGAAGAGUACUAGUCCCUCCCUCGUAGUUCCUCUUUUACAAUUGUUCCGUUUCCGAGAACAUACGUCUCUUUCCCCUCUACAACACCAGCUGCGUCAUGGUAGUGCUCUCAUCAAAUGCCUUUAUUUUUCCGUCAGGCUUUAUUCCUGAGGUCAAUUGCUACAAGGAAAUAAAGGAGUCAACAACAUAGAACGCUACACGACGAAGAAGUAAUAGAUACUGUGGCACAUCACCCAGUAUUUUUCGUAGGGGAUCAACACACCAAAGGAACCCAUCAUGUCGUGGUCGUCGAGUUAUUUACAGACUUAACACACAUGAAUUUCGCCCCCUUCUGGAGCUGGACGUCGGAAAGCAAAACCUCAUUUAGAAACUUGUGUGCCC
Messenger RNA from Amoebophrya sp. A120, 3808 nucleotides. NCBI's taxonomy places the organism in Eukaryota, Dinophyceae, Syndiniales, Amoebophryaceae. The record is from the annotation of a GenBank genome assembly.